Molecule: messenger RNA, 2361 nt
Organism: Elephantulus edwardii (Cape elephant shrew)
Lineage: Eukaryota; Metazoa; Chordata; Mammalia; Macroscelidea; Macroscelididae
Gene: ZBED5
Product: zinc finger, BED-type containing 5
Exons: 1
Coding region: 171-2252 (693 amino acids)
Molecular function (GO): DNA binding
Source: RefSeq, a predicted model, not a curated record
UUUAUUUUUGUGUGAUAAUCUACCUUUAAGAAAAGGUGCACCACACCUGAGAGCACCAGAAAGUCGCAUCAGAGAUCACCUGAUACAUGAGCAUAAGAUGUUCCAUCUGCGCGUUGAUGCAUAAGCAGCAUUUACAAAUUAACUGAUGUGUGCUAUAUAUCACCUCUUUGAUGAUUGAUCAUCUUCUAUGUAUCCUGACUUCUAAUUUCAACCUAUUUGAGAUAUUCAUUGUUUAUUUUAAAUUAACCAUGUUUUGUACCACAAAAUCAAUGCACAUGGAUCUAUUGCUGAAAGAAGGAAGUCUUAAACAAGGGAUAGAAUCUCUUUGUUAUCAUAUGGUAUCUGAAUCAAAUGAUCGCAAAAUUGGAAUACUACAAAAUGAAAAUGAACAAUUACAGCUUACAGUUUCUAAAAAUUCAGAAAGUGAGCUUCCUAGGGUCAAACGUAAAUCCAAUUCCAACAAAAUAACAUUUAAUAAAAAACCAAAAAGAAGAAAAUAUGAUGAAAGUUAUCUGUCUUUUGGAUUUACUUACUUUGGAAAUAGAGAUGCACCUCGUGCUCAGUGUGUGUUGUGUAAGAAAAUUUUAUCAAACAGCUCUUUAGCUCCUAGUAAGCUUCGAAGACAUUUGGAAACUAAACAUGCUGCAUAUAAAGACAAAGACAUAAACUUUUUCAAGCAGCAUCUUGAUUCACCUGAAAAUAGUAAACUUCCAACAUCUAAAAUUGUUGACACAGAUAAUGAAAGUGCUACAGAGGCUUCAUACAAUGUGUGUUACCACAUAGCACUGAGUGGUGAGGCUCAUACUAUUGGAGAAUUGCUUAUCAAGCCUUGUGCAAAAGAUGUAGUGAUGCAGAUGUUUGAUGAACAAUAUAGUAAAAAAAUUGAUGCAGUACCGCUAUCUAACUGUACUGUUGCACGCCGAAUUAGAGAUCUAGCUGCUGACAUUGAAGAAGAACUUGUUUGCAGACUGAAAAUUUGUGACGGGUUUUCACUGCAGCUAGAUGAAUCCGCUGAUGUUUCUGGACUGGCUGUGCUGCUUGUGUUCGUUCGUUAUAGGUUUAAUAAGUCUAUUGAGGAGGACCUACUUUUAUGUGAAUCUUUGCAAAGUAAUGCUACCGGUGAAGAAAUAUUCAACUGCAUCAACAGUUUUAUGCAGAAACAUGAAAUUGAAUGGGGGAAAUGUAUUGAUGUUUGUAGUGAUGCUUCUAGAGCAAUGGAUGGAAAAAUCGCUGAUGCUGUCACCCUGAUAAAAUAUAUGGCACCUGAAAGCACCAGUAGUCAUUGCUGCUUAUAUAGACAUGCGCUGGCAAUUAAAAUAAUGCCUAUGUCUCUGAAAAAUGUGCUUGAUCAGGCGGUACAAAUCAUUAAUUAUAUUAAAGCCCGACCACAUCAGUCCAGACUACUAAAAAUUUUAUGUGAAGAAAUGGGUGCACAGCACACAGCACUUCUUCUAAAUACAGAAGAGAGGUGGCUCUCUCGAGGUAAAGUUCUCGUAAGACUUUUUGAGCUUCGUCGUGAACUAUUGGUUUUUAUGGAUUCUGCUUUUCAAUUAUUUGAUUGUUUAACAAAUUCAUCUUGGCUCUUAAGGCUUGCAUAUCUUGCAGAUAUUUUUACUAAAUUAAAUGAAAUUAGCCUGUCAAUGCAAGGAAAGAAUGUGACCAUUUUUACAGUAAUUGAUAAAAUGUCAUCAUUGUUAAGAAAAUUGGAGUUUUGGGCUUCAUCUGUUGAAGAAGAAAGUUUUGAAUGUUUUCCUACACUCAGUGACUUUGUGACUGAAACUAAUUCUACAGUUGAUAAAGAUAUCUGCAAUUCCAUUGUACAGCACCUACGGAGCUUACGCUCUACUCUGUUGAAAUAUUUUCCUGUUCAAAAUGACGGUAAUGCCUGGGUUAGAAAUCCAUUUGCAGUAACUGUCAAACCAGCUUCAUUAGUAGCACGGGACUAUGAGAGCCUGAUAGAUUUAACUUCUGAUUCUCAAGUGAAACAGAAUUUCAGUGAGCUUUCCCUAAAUGAAUUUUGGAGUAGCCUCAUUCAGGAGUAUCCAGGUAUUGCCAAGCGUGCCAUUCAUGCUCUUCUUCCUUUUGCUACAAUGCACCUGUGUGAAACGGGGUUUUCAUACUACGCUGCAACAAAGACAAAAUACAGGAAAAGACUCGAUGCUGCACCUCAUAUGCAGAUCCGGCUCAGCAGCAUUACACCUAAUAUUAAGCGGAUAUGUGAUAAAAAGACACAAAAACACUGUUCUCAUUAAGAUUGAAGGGCUUUGCAUGUCUUUUGAUAACCAAAUGUAAGAUGAAAAUAAAAGAUGGUUUACUUCAGCUCCAUUAUUCCGAGGGUUUUUUAAAAAGUUAUCAUUUUUA